This is a messenger RNA of Echinops telfairi (small Madagascar hedgehog), 510 nucleotides long. It is a transcript of the gene PRR27, whose product is annotated as proline rich 27. Bases 1 to 510 code for a protein of 169 amino acids. NCBI's taxonomy places the organism in Eukaryota, Metazoa, Chordata, Mammalia, Afrosoricida, Tenrecidae. The transcript has 3 exons. Gene Ontology annotation, cellular component: extracellular exosome. The record is from RefSeq and is a predicted model, not a curated record.
AUGAAGCUCCUCCUUUGGGCCUGCAUUGUAUGUGUUGCUUUUGCACAGAAGGAUUACAAUGACUAUCAUCGCUACCCACUCCAUCCAUCUCUGAACAGGCCCUAUAACCCACCAACCAAUUCUUUCCCUUCCCCUUACUAUCCCUCGCAGAACAAUGCCCCAAAGUACUCUGACUUUUAUAAACCUACUAUGCAGGUCCCGAACUAUCCCUGGGUUCUCACUGUUCCUGGGGCCCCUGUUACUUAUCCCAUCCCUGAUUUUCCCACAGCCACUAGGUUGACCCCUCCUCCUCCUCCACCUCCUCCUCUUCCUCGUGUUGGGCCUCCCCGCUUUGUUUUUCCCUCAAGUAAUUCGGAAGUUUCUGCAGCACCUGCUGCUCGACCUGCCAUAGCCAAACCUGCAGAAAGUGAACGUUUGGUCACGGAGCCUGCGGGGCCCACCCCUACUGCAGCCACCUCUCCUACCCCAGAACUUCGGCCUUGUGAUUCCCUCAACAAGGUACAGAAUUGA